AUGAUGGGCGUAGAAUCUGUCAGGUCCUCUCAGGAGGCUAACAGCACGUUACUGCUUGGUAUAGGUGAUACUGCAAAGAUCACUAGUAAUGAAAUAAAAGAAGCUUUAGAGAAGGGCAAUACCAACAGUAAGGUUGAAGCCCUUAAGCAACUUAUUCGUCUUCAUGUCAAUGGUGAGCCUCAAAACUCCAUGAUUAUGACCGUCAUUAAGUACGCGGUUCCGGUUGAUGAUCACCUGAUUAAGAAGCUUGUUUUGUACUUUUGGGAAGUCAUUGACAAGAAAGAUAAAGAUGGGAAUCUCCUUAGCGUUAUUAUACUGAUAUGCUCCUUUUUGCGUAACGACCUGCAGCACCCGAAUGAGUAUGUGCGGGGGCUGACUUUGCGCUUUUUAUGUAAGAUUGAGGAUCAGGACCUUGUGGAGCCAUUGAUUUCAGCUGUGAUUACGAAUUUGACCCAUCGUGUGGCCUACGUUCGCCGUAACGCAGUGCUAGCAGUUCACGCCAUCUUUAAGAAGUUUCCAGAUUUGCUACCAGAUGCACCAGACUUGAUUGAGGCUUUUAUUGCCACUGAAAUCGACGUAACCGCGCGACGAAAUGCUUUUGACAUGCUCGCUGCAUUCGGGCCCGAGCAAGCCUCUCGUUUCUUAAUUGAGUUCAAGGACUCUAAUAAUAUGGCCGAAGCGGGCAGUUGCUUCCUAAUGUCUGUGGUUGAUUUUUGUGGUCAAAUGAUACGGCAAAAUCCAUAUGACAGGGCCAAGUACGUCUCUAUUCUAUUUUCUGUGUUGCAGGACAAAGCUCCUGCGGUGCGCUUUCAGUGUGCAACGACUUUACUUAAUCUUUCCGCUUCUCCUACUGCAAUUCGGCAGGCCACACAGACCUAUAUCGACAUACUAAAGUCCCAUUCCGAUAACAGCGUCCGCUUGAUCGUGGUUCAGCGGCUUGAGUUAAUGCGCGACCGCUUCCUGGAGGGACUUCAAGACACCCUUAUGGAUCUUCUGAGCGCUUUGCAGGAUAGUUUGAUGCCUGUACGUAGACGUAUUAUUAACCUUGCGGUCGGACUUGUAACAAACAAAAAUAUCGAUGUUUUCGUUCAAGUCAUGAAGAAAGAAUUAAUGUGUACGCAAAAUGAAUCGAAUAUGCUAAAGUCCGUCGUUGACCUUGACUAUAGGCAGCUGAUUAUCAAGUCUAUAGGAACUGCCCUGCUACAGUGCCCAAAGGCGACCGGUAGUAUUCUCCCUGUAUUAUUUUAUUUUGUCAGUGAUAACAGCUCUGCCGCUGGAGAGGUUGUAAAUCUCAUCAAACUGAUGCUUCAUGAACAUACAGAGAUGCGAGCUUCGACAAUAGAAAGGCUUAUUGAAGUAUUUCCUUCGAUUACUUUGUCCACUGUGGCACGGGCCGUAUUGUUGCUCCUCAGCAAUUAUGUUGAGAGCCAAUCUGAGGUUAUGAAGGUGCUAAAUCUUAUAAUGAAUGAAAUGGGCUCAUUUCCUUUAAUCCCACCUAAAGCAACAACACUGAUAGGGAACACGAUUGGGAAUUCAAACAACAGCAACCAUGCCGCAAAUGCCUCCGUUAAAGUUCAGGCCGUCACAACAGUCCGUGAGGACGGCACCUACAUGACGGUGUUCACUACCACCCCAGUCAAUACUGGGUCUGUUUGUAACGGCACGGACAUUGACGAACAAGACGAGUCAACAAAACUCCGGAGCUUCAUUGUGCAUGGUGAUUAUUCUAUCGCUUCGACACUUGCUGAUGUGCUACCGAAGCUUGUCACUCAGCUCUUCUGCAAAUUUUCAGAGGAAACGAGCGCUAAUCAAGAAAUGCAAUCAAAUGCAAUCGACUUGCUCAACGAGAUUCUACGUUACGGCAGCGAUGAGGGCGCUCCAAAUUCCAUGGAAAACGACUGUCAGGAACGCUUACGUCUUUCAUUACUGCUACUGGCCGACCCUCGGGCUGACUUUUGGGUAGAGAUCCUCCAGGAAUCUAAAGAGAACCUGGCCAAGCCGCAUCACGAACACCAAAAGCUUAAGGGCAACCAAAAACAGUACGGUGGGAGUGAUAAUUUCAACCAUAAGGAGGAUUUACCACUGUGUACCAUAGGCGCACCCUUGAUUUUCACACAAAUUACAGAAGGAGGCAACGGUGGGAAAGAUGCGAUGUGUGAGAUGGAGGCAGCUGAUGGUGUCGUGCCAGAAUCCAAUGACGUCACAAGCCUAGGAUGGGAUGACAAUGAAAACGAACUCAGUAGUAAGUCUUUUCUGCGGCAGAUCGAAGAAACUAUUCCCCUUUCUGGCUUCUGUGAUCCCAUCUACUGUGAGGCUAGUGUUGAAGUGCACCAGCUUGAUAUUAUGGUUAACUGGUUGCUUGUGAACCGCUGCGACCAAGUCCUAAGUAAUGUGACCAUUGAGCUUACUUCUCUCGGUGGGAUGAGGCUGGUGGAAAGACCACAGAGCUUCGUCCUUGCACCAUACGGCACGCUCCAGACGCGCACCGCGUUGAAAGUAGGAGCCGCCGAGUCGGGGAUUCUUUAUGGCAACAUCUUCUUCGAUAGUCCUCAACAGCAGAAUGGCUGUAUCAUUUUGAAUGAUAUCCACAUCAACAUGAUGAAUUAUGUCAAACCGGCAUAUUGCCCAUUAUCAGAGUUUCGUUCUAAAUGGGGUGUUUUUGAUUGGGAAAACAAAGUUGAGGUUGUAACCAACAAGCGUCAGAUACGCGAUUAUAUUGACUUCAUAGUAAAAGAACUUAACAUGCAGCUUCUAGAUGAUAGUCUGGAGGAGUUUAAGGAAGAAGAACAAAUGACGUCAUCUUCGUUAGAAGGUGAUGUGAAAUCUCAUGAGUAUGUGUCCUGUAACUUGUACGCCCGGACUAUUUUUGAUGAGGACGCAUUGGUUAACGUCAGUAUUGAGCACGAACUAAACGGUGUGAUCAGCGGAGUUGUGCGCGUUCGAUCGAACGUCAAGGCAGUAGCCUUUGGCAUCGGUGAAAAGCUAAAUACUCUUCAAAGAACUAGUGGCUAA
This is a messenger RNA of Phytomonas sp. Hart1, 3012 nucleotides long. Lineage: Eukaryota; Euglenozoa; Kinetoplastea; Trypanosomatida; Trypanosomatidae. The record is from the annotation of a GenBank genome assembly.